GAGUUUCCAAAGUUUGGUUAUUGCCAUGAGUUUUCUUUUAUCUUCAAGCUGAGCUGGUUGUACUUUGAGCUUCUAAUGGGUUAAAUGGUAACAAAGGAAGAUACUUGAACAAACAUUGCUGCAGGUUCACAGGACCUCACUGGGCUUCUGGCCAUAUAAAGACAGGAGAAGUCAGUGGGUAGAAGAGAGUUCCCUUCGAGACUGAGGCAGAACUGCAAGACCCACUUUGUUGGUCAUGGACUCCUCUCAUGCAGAAAGGAAAAAAAUCAUUGUUAUUGGUGGUGGCCUGGUUGGAGCACUGAAUGCAUGCUUCCUUGCUAAGAGGAAUUUCCAAGUAGAGGUAUAUGAAGCUAGGGAAGAUAUUCGAAUGGCUCAAUCAGUGCGAGGGAGAAGCAUUAACUUGGCGCUUUCUUAUAGAGGACGACAAGCCUUGAAAGCCAUUGGCCUGGAAGAGCAGGUUGUGUCUCAAGGUAUUCCCAUGAGAGGAAGAAUGAUUCACUCUCUGUCAGAAAAGAGAUCUAUAAUUCCUUAUGGGACAAAGUCUCAGUACAUUCUUUCUAUAAGCAGAAAAAAUUUAAACAAGGAUCUACUGACUGCCGUUGAGAAAUACCCCAACGCAAAGGUGCACUUUGGCCAGAGGCUGGUGAAAUGCAACCCCGAGGAAGGAAUGGUCACAGUUCUUGGACCUAACAACGUUCCCAAAGAUGUCACUUGUGACCUAAUUGUAGGAUGUGAUGGAGCCUAUUCAACUGUCAGAAGUUACUUCAUGAGGAGGCCUCGCUUUGAUUACAGUCAGAAGUAUAUUCCUCAUGGGUACAUGGAGUUGACUAUUCCACCUAAGUGUGGGGAAUAUGCAAUGGAACCUAAUUAUCUGCAUAUAUGGCCUAGAAAUACCUUUAUGAUGAUUGCACUACCAAACAUGGAAAAAUCAUUCACAUGCACUUUAUUUAUGCCCUUUGAUGAAUUUGAAAAACUGCUAACCAGUAACGAUGUGCUGGAUUUCUUCCACAAGUACUUUCCCGAUUCCAUCCCUCUAAUUGGAGAACAAGCCCUGGUGCAAGAUUUCUUUCUGUUGCCCGCCCAGCCCAUGAUAUCCAUAAGGUGUUCUUCUUUCCACUUGAAGUCACACUGUGUGCUGAUGGGAGACGCAGCUCAUGCCAUUGUCCCGUUUUUUGGACAAGGAAUGAAUGCGGGCUUUGAAGACUGCUUGGUAUUUGAUGAGUUACUGGAUAAAUUCAAUAAUGAUUUCAGUAUGUGUCUUCCUGAAUUCUCAAGAUUUAGGGUUCCGGAUGACCAUGCAAUUUCAGACCUAUCUAUGUACAAUUAUGUAGAGAUGCGGUCCCAUGUCAACUCCCUUUGGUUCAUUGUUCGAAAGAACAUAGAAAGAUUUCUUCAUGCUAUUAUGCCAUCUACCUUUAUCCCUCUCUAUACAAUGGUCACUUUUUCCAGAAUGAGAUACCAUGAGGCAGUGCAGCACUGGCAUUGGCAAAACAAGGUGAUAAACAAAGGACUCUGUAUGUUUGGAUCCCUGGUGGCCAUUGGUAGUGCCUACUUCCUUGUGCAACACCUGUCCCGGAGACCUCUGCACUACUUAAGAUUGCCAUGGAACUGGAACAGUCUACUCCUGCAAUAUGGGGCACAUUUUCCUUCAAACUCCAUGCAGUCCCUGGAAUAAAUCCUCCCAUUCACUAGCAGUGACAGACAGAUCCCAAAGUAAUGUGUUUGAUUUCUCUGCUACCAAAAUCAAGGAUCAGAAAAAGUAUUUCUUCAUCACCAUAUUUAAUUCACUGUUGGAAGACAGUCAUCUGUGUAUAAUUAAAAUCAAUGUAGAUGGUAUUUGUUGCAAUUGCUAGGGGGAAAUCCAAGGCUAUUUUUUUUGUGAAGUUGUAACCCACAGCUUCCCCUUUGCAUCAUGCAUACUCAAGUUGGGGCAUUCUAAAUGUAAAGUUUCAGUGGCUAAGAUUGAUUUCACUUCUCAGAAAAUAAG
This is a messenger RNA of Perognathus longimembris pacificus (Pacific pocket mouse), 1987 nucleotides long. It is a transcript of the gene Kmo, whose product is annotated as kynurenine 3-monooxygenase. Gene Ontology annotation, biological process: L-tryptophan catabolic process; quinolinate biosynthetic process; NAD+ metabolic process. The transcript has 15 exons. Gene Ontology annotation, cellular component: mitochondrial outer membrane. Gene Ontology annotation, molecular function: NAD(P)H oxidase H2O2-forming activity; kynurenine 3-monooxygenase activity; FAD binding. The coding region runs from base 236 to 1675 and encodes 479 amino acids. The record is from RefSeq and is a predicted model, not a curated record. NCBI's taxonomy places the organism in Eukaryota, Metazoa, Chordata, Mammalia, Rodentia, Heteromyidae.